UCGUGGUCGAUGGGCUGUGAAUAGGUGGGCGUUGGGGGCAGUCCGAUGAACUGGUAGGGGUGCUGUGGUGGAGCGGUGUUGAAAUAGGCGUAAUCCAUGGUGACGACACAGGAUUUCCGUAUCCCAGGCACUGGGACGACGAUCUGGGACGGAGGAUGAGGUGCAGUGUGCUCUUUGCGGUGGCAAGAUGCAAAUGGCCAAGAAGACGGGCUGAUUUGCUUAUGUACGAAGGUACGCGGCCAGCCUGAUAUGUAUACUAAGUACAGCUGAGAUGUCGCUGGGUCCUUAUAUCCUAGCGGGCCGGGGACGCCUUUGCUGCCGCUCGAGAUCGAUGCGCCUUCACCGCAGGCCGUGGCACGGGCUGCACGGCUUUCCUCCUCCUCACGCCCCAGCACCCGCCCACCGUGCCCCCCUGGUUAGCAGGGCUUCAACGCUGUCUUUGUCUGUCCCAGACUGUUUCCUUGCCGGGGCCGGUCUGCCCGCGCCGUCGAGUGUUCGUGCGUGGCGUGGAGGUGCAUAUCUGCUGCAUGGGACCGCUGGAGGGGCCGCUGGAGAGACUGCAGACAGCGCGCCCUCGGCGACCCUCCGCCGUCGUUGGACGGUCCUGCUGCUGCGUCUGGGGAUGAAACGGCGUGGCAUCAGGCUGGGAACUUGCCUGAACCCAACCGUGCCAUCCUUCACCAAGCCCACCCAAUCCCUUGCGACCCCGGGCCUCUGCAAGACAUGAGGGCUGACGAUGGGUGCACGCUAGGCUGGUCUGCUAGGGUGAGACUGGAGCCUGUGGCGUUGGCCGGACAGCCUCCCGUUGGU
Molecule: messenger RNA, 810 nt
Organism: Mytilinidion resinicola
Lineage: Eukaryota; Fungi; Ascomycota; Dothideomycetes; Mytilinidiales; Mytilinidiaceae
Exons: 1
Coding region: 272-727 (151 amino acids)
Source: RefSeq, a predicted model, not a curated record